AUGAGUGAUCUAGACCGGGCGAUCGAGCAGCUGCGGGCCUGCCGCCUGAUCCCCGAAUCGCAAGUUCGCGAGCUGUGUUACAAGGCGCGCGAGCUCCUAAUCGAAGAAGGCAACGUCGUCUCCGUCGAUGCCCCAGUCACCAUCUGUGGAGAUAUCCACGGUCAAUUCCAUGAUCUGAUGGAACUGUUUCGCGUCGGCGGCGACGUCCCCGACACCAAUUACCUGUUCAUGGGCGACUUCGUCGACCGCGGCUUCUAUUCCCUCGAGUCCUUCCUCCUCCUCCUCUGCCUUAAAGUGCGAUACCCCGAUCGCAUCACUCUUAUUCGCGGUAACCAUGAGUCGCGCCAGAUCACCACAGUUUACGGAUUCUACGAUGAGUGUAUUCGCAAGUACGGUAGCGCUAAUGUCUGGCGUUACUGCUGUGAAGUAUUCGACUACCUGGCGUUAGGCGCUAUCGUCCUCGGCGCAAGCUCUGAGCUGGAACCAACUGGAUCCUCUAUGAAUUAUACCACACAAUCUACCAUGCCCAUCGAUGAUGGAGAGUUAGAGACAGAGGUGCUGAACUCACAUGGCGAGGUCACCUCGACCAGUUACCGCCCGAGGUUCCGACCGGCUUUUUCUAAUGAUUCUCGCAAUAUCUCCCCGCCUGCUUCAGGUUCAACGGGAGCUCCGACUCGGACUGGAGUGCCGGGAACAGGGGCAAGUGCAGAUGGUAACGGUAGCGCGACAACUAGUCGGACGGGUGCUGUUCUUUGUGUACAUGGUGGUCUAUCGCCGCUCAUCGACUCUGUAGAUAAGAUUCGACUGAUAGAUCGGAAGCAAGAAGUCCCACAUGAAGGUGCCAUGUGUGAUCUUCUGUGGUCUGAUCCCGAUGAGAUUGAGGGAUGGGGUCUCAGUCCUCGUGGUGCUGGGUUCCUUUUUGGUGGUGAUAUUGUUAAGCAAUUCAACCAUCUAAAUGGUCUGUCCCUGGUAGCACGAGCUCAUCAACUUGUUAUGGAAGGAUACAAAGAAAUGUUUGAUGGAGGAAUUGUCACAGUAUGGUCUGCUCCAAACUACUGUUACCGUUGUGGUAAUGUUGCUGCCAUCCUUGAGCUGGGUGAAGAUACCAGCAAUGGAGGGACGAUUGCACGCAGUAACGGGGAGGUUGGCUGUAGCAAUGGCGUCUUGAGUGAGGGUAAUACAGUUGUUAGUCCUGGAAGGAGAUACCGUGUUUUCGAGGCUGCAGCCCAAGAUACAAGAGGCAUGCCUGCGAAAAAGCCUGUCGCUGAUUAUUUCCUUGUAAGUUUGCGAUGA
Molecule: messenger RNA, 1293 nt
Organism: Penicillium malachiteum
Lineage: Eukaryota; Fungi; Ascomycota; Eurotiomycetes; Eurotiales; Aspergillaceae
Product: serine/threonine-protein phosphatase
Exons: 2
Coding region: 1-1293 (430 amino acids)
Biological process (GO): double-strand break repair via homologous recombination; peptidyl-serine dephosphorylation
Cellular component (GO): nucleus; cytoplasm
Molecular function (GO): protein serine/threonine phosphatase activity
Source: RefSeq, a predicted model, not a curated record